This is a messenger RNA of Oncorhynchus mykiss (rainbow trout), 1254 nucleotides long. It is a transcript of the gene ydjc, whose product is annotated as YdjC chitooligosaccharide deacetylase homolog. Lineage: Eukaryota; Metazoa; Chordata; Actinopteri; Salmoniformes; Salmonidae. The record is from RefSeq and is a predicted model, not a curated record. Gene Ontology annotation, biological process: carbohydrate metabolic process. Gene Ontology annotation, molecular function: deacetylase activity.
UCAAUCCACUAGAGGUUGCGUUAAUCCGAAAAAGUAGGUUACGGAUUUCAUUGCAGUUUUGAGUCAGUCGGAAGAGCUUGGUAUUUGUUCUCGUUUUGACUCUCCGGCUUCGGGACAUAAAUGGACAAACACGUGUCUUGAAAAUGGCGUCCAGCGAUAAUGCCUCAACCCAAAGUCAAGCUGGUGGUGACAGGAGAUGAUUUUGGGUACUGUCCAAAAAGGAACCAGGGGAUAGUGGAUUGUUUCCAAGCCGGGGGCAUUUCUAAUGUGUCCCUUCUGGUUAACGCCUCCUCGGCGAAAGAAGCGACAGAGCUGGCCAAAAGACAUCACAUUCCCAUCGGCCUCCAUGCCAACCUCUCAGAGGGUCUACCAGUCAGCCAGGGUCUGAAACGGGGCUCCACUCUCCUCAACAAGGAUGGAUUCUUCCAUGGGAAGAUGGGUUUCAGAAAGGCAUUACAAAGUGGCCUGGUCAACAUGACAGAGGUGGAGCUGGAGCUGAGGGCUCAGGUGAGGCUGUUUGGAGAGCUGAUGGGUUAUCUGCCCUGUCACAUGGAUGGGCACCAACACAUUCAUGUGUUGCCAGAGGUGUGCGAGGUGUUUGCCCAGGUGCUGUCUGACUGUGGGAUCUCCUACACACGUGUUCCUGUGGAGCGUGGGCUACACUCGUGUCCCUGGCUGUCCCCUGUCCUCAGAGACUUCUACAUGCAGGUAGAGAAGGACGCUCUGCAGUCUAUCCCCGUGUUCAGACGACAUGGCAUCAGAUGGCCUGAUGUCUAUCUAGGUUUGACCACCAUGGGUCACAACAUGUCGGUCCCCAACCUCCGACGAGCCUUCAGCCAUGCCCUGGAACGAGACCUGAAUGUCUCACUGUCGCCCCCUGGGGGUGAAAGUAAAAACAGGACAAACACCACGGAGCAGCCCGUGCUGACGGCAGAGCUCAUGGUGCACCCUGGGUACCCCAGCCACCCCCAGGAGGGCGGGUGUGGGGAGGGGCCGGACGACUUCGCCCAGUCGGCUGACAGGCAGCAGGAGUUGACCACCCUGAAGGACCCAGCCCUACUGGCCUUCUACACCCAGGAGAGAGUCCAACUCUGUGCCUUCAGGGACCUCUGAGGCCCCUACACCCCUCGCCCUCAGGGGUAGGGUUGUUGAAUUCCCAAAACUUUUAUCUGGUGUUUCAUAAAUCUCAAUUGAAGAAUUACAGGUUUGAAGAUUGCUGCUUAUUCCCAGAAUUCUCCAAAUGGGAUUUUUUUU